Phytophthora sojae is the source of this 543-nucleotide messenger RNA. RefSeq lists its product as hypothetical. The record is from RefSeq and is a predicted model, not a curated record. The transcript is spliced from 4 exons. NCBI's taxonomy places the organism in Eukaryota, Oomycota, Peronosporomycetes, Peronosporales, Peronosporaceae. The coding region runs from base 1 to 543 and encodes 180 amino acids. Gene Ontology annotation, molecular function: nucleic acid binding.
AUGGACGAAACCAACUUCAAUCUCUGGGCUACUCGGACCCGUUGUCGCAGUCUUCGAGGACGUCGUGCGGUGAAGAAGGUGUUCGCUGGCGGGGGCCAAAACAUGCACGUCAUUGCGUGCAUUUGCGAGCAUGGCCUGAUCUUGAGCGGUGUGGUGCUCGUCUUGGACAACGCACCCUGCCACUGCCGAGCUGUGGCGGUCUUCGAAGAGACCGAAUUUCUGGAUGCGAAGCUGCUUUGCCUCGGACCAUACUCACCCAUGCUCAAUCCCAUAGAGAUUUUUCCGAAUGAAAAUGUAUUCUCUACCUUCAAGAGCGCGAUGAAGGCGUUCAUGACUAACCACCGUAUGGGAAUCCUCGAUGUUCCCGCAGGCGUGACGAUGAAAGACCACCGCCAAUCAUUCCUACAGACAGCGGCGCAUCGCUACCCCCCUCAAGUGACCACUGUGGAAAACUGUCAGGCGUCGCUUUCACACCAUGGCGAGCGAUCUCCAGGACAUACCGGUCGGGACCUGAUUCUUGCUAGUGAGGCGUGUGCCAUUUGA